Messenger RNA from Recurvomyces mirabilis, 3954 nucleotides. RefSeq lists its product as uncharacterized. The transcript has a single exon. Lineage: Eukaryota; Fungi; Ascomycota; Dothideomycetes; Mycosphaerellales; Teratosphaeriaceae. The record is from RefSeq and is a predicted model, not a curated record. Gene Ontology annotation, biological process: protein ubiquitination; SCF complex assembly. Gene Ontology annotation, cellular component: nucleus. Bases 1 to 3954 code for a protein of 1317 amino acids.
AUGGCCGCCCAAGGCGUCCCCACCAACCCCUCCUCCCACAACAUCGCCACCAUCCUCCCCAAACUCUCCGACCAAGACCCAGACAUCCGCUACAUGACGCUCAACGACCUGCAUAAGAUGCUCCUCGUUGGCGGACCCAACUUCCUGUCCCACGACUACACUACCUGCGCCAAACUGGUCGAAGGCCUGCUCCACACCCUCAACGACAGCAAUGGGGAUGUGCAGAAUAUGAGUGUACAAACGCUGGGUGCGUUCGUGAAGAAGGCGCCGGAGAGCAUUCUGUGUCCGACGAUCGAGAAGGUUUCUCAGGUCAAGACGGGGAAUAGUGUGGAUACGACCCUUGCGGCGACGGCUGUGAGACAGAUUGUUACGAGUCUGGCGCAGCCUGUGGCGGGCGUACCAAGGAGUGGGAAGGUCUUGGAGGCGUACAAUGCCAUUUCCAAAGCGUUGAUCCCGAGACUAGUGGGCAAGGUCGUGGUGCCGGUGCCUAAUGCAAAGGGUCUACCUUCGCCUCCUAGAGGGAUGCUGGAGGAUGAUCUAGCGAGUGGACAUGACAGUAAUGCGAUUGAUUUGCUCACAGAUGUGGCGAGGUGUUUUGGACCGAUGUUGCAGGAGGUGGAGUUGCAGGCAUUGGAGCAGAUUUGUAUGAGGAUUCUGGAGGCGGAGAAGUGUGGGAUGGUGAUGAAGAAGAAGGCUGUUACUGCGAUUGCGGCGCUGUCGCCGUAUUUCACGGAUGGACUAUUGGCGCAUCAUGUGAGCUAUUCGAUUGAGCAGCUCAGGCAGCCGCAUAUAACUUCGCAGCAGCGCAAGCUGUAUCUGCAGGUCUAUGGGAGUUUGGCGAAGACGAUUCCGCAGAAGUUUGGGCCUUAUCUCAAGACUCUUACGCCGUUCGUGCUGGCUCCGCUGAGUCAGGAGGAGCUUGAGCAACAGCGUGAGUCGGAGGCUGAGAACGAGGGCGAGCGUGAUGUUCAGCUUGAGGAGGCCCGCGAAGCUGCUCUCGUAGCUAUCGAGAACUUCUUGCAGGCUUGUGCUCAGGAUAUGAAGGCUUACAUUAAGGAUGUCGCGGACUCGUCGACACGAUUCCUGAAGUACGAGCCUAACGUCGCGGACGACGAGGACGAGGAAAUGGAGGAAGAGGAUGAGGAUGAGGAGGAAUUUGAGGCCGACGAGGACUUUGAGGAGGAGACCGGUUUCGACGAUGAGGACGAUGUGAGCUGGAAAGUACGUCGCUGCUCGGCCAAGACCUUGCAUGCUCUGAUUGAUACUCUCGAUCCGAACGAUCCUGUGGUUUAUGGUCAGAUCGCACCAGCGCUGAUUGUGCGGUUCAAGGAGAAGGAGGAGAGUGUGCGCAACGAGGUCAUUGCUACGCUCGCUUUCCUGAUCGCGAAGACUGGUUUCAGCGCUGCUGGUCAUGCAGACAAUCAUCACAGCACAGCCCAACCAAGCAGGAAGAGGAGACGAGGCUUUAGUGAAUCACUCGGCUCUGAUCAUUCUGCUCAUCACCAUACCAAUGGCUAUGCUUCGCCGAGCACACCACCGCCUACGGAUAAGGCGACGCAGGGUCUAGCUAAGAUGAACCCGGAAGUUGUCAAGGCAGUGGCAAAGUUACUGAAGAGCAAUACUGUCCCCACGACUUCGAAACAAGCUCUUGUAUCUCUCAUCAAAGACAUGGUCAUCGCCCAGAAAGGUGGCCUAGCUGACCGCACCGACCAAGUCCUUGACCCUGUCAUCGAUGUCCUCAGCACACUCGGCUCGAACCCUGCGAGCAACAGCCUCCGCGUUGAGAUCAUGCAUCAGCUUCGCGUCAUUGCCGAGUACCACAGCAGUAGUGUUAUUCAACCUGCCAAGGUUGUUCCGGCUCUGGCGAAGGCGAGUAAAGACCGGUAUGCCAAAGUUUCUGCUGAGGCGCUGGCAACUAUCGAGGCUUACAUCAAGGCUCUCACCCCACCGCGAGCUACGAAGGCACAGAGUGGGCAGUACCUGUCUCAGCUAUAUCAGGUUGCUGUUGAGAGAGUCGGUGCCACGGACACAGAUACCGAGGUCAGGCAGAAGGCUGUCCAGGCUCUCGGUCUCCUUAUUGGUCGCACGAGCGGUUCCACUGGCGCCAAUCUGCUAAGCCAGAACGAUCGUUUUGCGGGCCAACAGAUCAUUGCCGAAAGACUACGGAACGAGCUCACUCGUCUUGCUUGUGUGCGUGCCGUCGACACGAUUGCCGUGCUGGCCCAGAGUCCGCAGGACUUCAAGCCCGGCUGGGUUGAUGCUGUUGCAUUGGAGCUUGGCGCUCAACUCAACAAGGCUAGUCGGUCUUUGCGUGGAGCUAGCUUGGCUGCGUUGAAGAUGCUUGCUGUAAAUCAGGCAUCGCGGGAGUCCUUGAGCGAUAGCACGAUCAGCCAGCUGGUCAGCAUGCUGGUGUCGUUACUGAGGCCGGAUGAUCUGCAUAUGAUGGGUCCGGCACUGAUCGUUCUGGCAGCUUUCGCAAAGGAUAGACCUACCCUCGUCGCUACGGGUGACGUUAUCAGCGGUAUCUGCGCGAUCGUGGUUUCGUCUUCGAUCACGGGUGUCGCUCUCGAUGCACUGGUUACUUGUGUGGAUGCAAUUGGACAAGCUGGCGCGGGACAGAAUCUCAUGCAGGCUUUGCUCAAUGUCGGCACGCAAGGUGAUCCCGAUAUCACUGGGCAAGUCAUCGGGACUCUGCUUGUGGCGGGUGGAGAGGGCAAGAUGGGCGUCAGGCUGGCCGACUUCACGAGGGAGCUCUCGGUGCAGCAGGAUGAGACGAAGAAGUGUCUGGCGCUUUCUGUGCUUGGCGAGGCUGCUCUGCGGCUGGGUACGAGCUGUCCCCUCAAGCCUACUAGCUUUACGCCUUACUUCGCCGACAAUAGCGACAAGGUCAAGUUGUCUGCUGCUGUUGCUCUUGGCCGUGCGGGCGCUGGUGAUGUCAAGACAUACUUGCCUAGCAUUAUGGAGGCCUUGAAUUCGAAUGAGCGUCAGUAUCUGCUGCUGCACUCCGUCAAGGAACUCCUACAGCACAGCAACGCCGAGGAGGAUAUCAAGCCAUAUAUGGAAGUGCUGUGGCAGAACAUCGUCAACUCUGGCCAAGCAGAAGACAACAAGGUCGUCGGGGCUGAGUGUAUUGGUCGUCUCGCCAUCAUCGACCCUGCGGCCUAUCUCCCUCAACUCCAGACCUUCCUCCAGAACUCGAAUCCUGCUGAUCGCGGCAUGGUGAUCUCAGCUUUACGCUACGUCUUUUCCGAGACUGAAGGAGGCUACGAUGAUAACCUGCGAACAACCAUCAUCCCCAUGCUAGCCACCAUGCUCGCCGACAAUAACCUCGACAACCAACGCAUGUCCCUCACCACCUUCAACUCAGCCCUGCACAAUAAGCCCGACCUCGUGCUCCCCCACCUUCAAGACUUACUCCCCUACGCCAUGCGCGCCACCGUCAUUCGCCCCGAACUCGUACGCGAAGUCAAAAUGGGUCCCUUCACGCUGAAAGUCGACGAUGGUAAGGACAUGCGACACUCCGCCUACGAAACCCUCUACGCACUCCUCGAUACCCCAGCCUCGCGCCAACGCCUCGACAUUCCUGCCUUCUACGACCGCAUCGUAGCCGGUCUAGGCGACGAACACGAAAUCAAAAUCCUCUGCUGUCUUGUGCUGUCUAAACUCCUCGUGAUCGCCCCAGCGGAGACGAUGAGGAGGUUGGAUGAUUUGGCUGCUGCGCUGAGAGCGGUGUUGGCAGAGAAGUUGAAGGAGAAUGCUGUCAAGCAGGAUGUGGAGAAGUUGAAUGAAAGGCAGAAGGCUGUCAUUAAGGUCUCGGUCGUGCUUAAUAAGGGGGCUGCGGCGGGGGUGGAGGAGAGCAGAGGAUGGAGGGAUUAUUUUGAGUGGGUCAGGAAGGAAAUGGCGCCGUUGCUUAAGACGGCUGAGGAGGAAAUGAGAGGGGCGGCGGAGUUUUGA